AUGAAUAACUCACCAAGUGCCUACUAUGGCGCCGGCCCACCCAUGAUGAACCCUCCGCCCCCACGCAUCUUCGGUAGCGGAACCUUUGACCCGUCGCAGAUGCCGCAGGGCCCAAUGUUCGCCCACGAUGACAUGGAAGAGCACGAGAGUGGAGGCGACCCCAAGAGACGGCGCAUCGCAAGGGCGUGCGACAUGUGCCGGAAGAAGAAGAUCAAGUGCGAUGGUAAGAUGCCUCAAUGCACACACUGCCAGAACUACAAGACGGAAUGCAUCUUCACUCAAGUGGAGAAGAAGCGGCAGCCACCAAAAGGCGCCAAGUAUAUUGAAGGUCUCGAGAAUCGACUCGCCCGAAUGGAAUCCUUGAUGCGCUUGUCUGGAGUCCUUCCCGACGAGGAAAAUGGCACGACCGAUUUAGCCACGCUGGAAAAACGGUUGGAAGCCAGGGCAGGCCGGUCUGCAACACCCAGAACCAGCAUAGACGAACGCAGGCAAUCAGUGGCACCGCCUGGCUCGACAGCGGAGGGUACUCCCGUACAACCGACGUUACCCAGUCCACAAAGUGGCACGGCCUCGCCAGAGUCUGAGCCGCGACCCAAGAAUGGUGAAAAGGAAAAGGAAAAAGAUGAGGAUGCUCUUGCAGAAAUGAUGUGCUCACUUGUCACCAACAAUUGUGGCGAGACGAGGUACAUUGGCUCCUCUUCUGGCUUUUCCAUCUUCUCACCCAAAGGCAUACAAUGGGUGAACGAAAAAACAGGAGACAACUCCUUCCGCGAUAUGAUUUCAACGGCCGCAGUCGAAGACAACAAAUGGAUACAAUGGCGACCAGACGUGUUCCAGGACAUUUUCAAGCGACGAGCCUACAAAGCACUGCCGCCCAAGCACGAAGCGCUGUCGCUCCUCAAGGAUUAUUUUGAGAACUUCAACUGCAUGUUCCCACUGUUCCACGAACCGACUUUUAUGCACCUGGUCGAUAAGCACUACUCCAAGGACCCUUAUGAAGGCUCUGGCUGGUGGGCUAGUUUGAAUGUUGCCUUGGCAUUUGCACAUCGUCUACGUGUAAUGAGCAAUCUUGUGCCAGCAGAAGAAGACGAAAAGGCGUGGCAAUACCUCAAGAAUGCCAUGAGCGUCAUGGUCGAACUCACAAUGCGCAACACUGAUUUGCUCAGCGUUCAGGCGCUGCUAGGAAUCGGCCUUUUUCUACUAGGGACACCGAAUCCUCAACCUACGUACUUUUUCGUCGCAACCGCUAUGCGACUUGCGCACAGUAUCGGCCUGCAUAAGAAGGGGUCCAACUUCAGUCUGAACGCAGCGGAAGUGGAGCAACGAAGACGAGUCUUCUGGAUUGCGUACAUGCUCGACAAAGAUAUUUGUCUACGAUCUGGCAGACCCCCUGUUCAAGAUGAUGACGAUAUGAAUGUCGAAUUACCGAGCGAAACGCCCCCUGAUAACAUUGGCAACAUACCACUAGCCGAUGGUAAAGGGACCAUGAACCUCUUCCGUCUCAUGUGUACAUUCUCCGUCAUUCAAAGUAAGGUCUACAAGGGUUUGUACUCGGUAAAGGCCUCAAAGCAGACGGAUGGCGAGUUGCUUAAUACAAUCGGCGAACUGGACAGAGAACUCGAAGCCUGGAAAGAUGGUAUCCCAUUGGAAUUCCGGCCAGAACACGACAUCAAAGCCUCUCAUACCCCUCUCAUCCUGCAAGUAGCCGUCUUGCAUCUCGGUUACUACAAUUGUCUCACCACCAUCCACCGCAUGAGUGUACAUCACGGAUACUGGACAAGUCGACUUUCGAAUUUCGCAAUACAAGGAUUGAAUGCACGACCUCUCAACCCAAGAGUCUUCAUGUCAGCCCAGCUCUGCGUGCAGGCUGCUAGAGCAUCAAUUCAUCUCCUCAAGUACAUUCCAAAAGGCGACUUGUCAUGCGUGUGGUUAGUCAUCUACUUCCCAGUUACAGCACUGGUUACACUCUUCGCGAACAUAUUACAAAAUCCACAAGACACUCGAUCGCGCACAGAUCUGAAGCUAAUGAAGUUGGUGGUCAACUUCUUGAACAUGCUGGACGACGAACAAGGAAGCGGCAGUGUAAAACGAAUGUGUACAGUCUGCGCCGAAUUCGAGCGUAUCGCUAGCAUGGUACUGGAAAAGGCAGACCGUGAACACGCAUCACGGAGGAAGCGCAAGCAAGGAGACAGUGAGCAAGAUGCAAAGAUUGAUGCCACAGCAGCUGAACUACUUUCAACGAAUCGCAACAAUUCACAGUCAUCACCUCAGCAAGCCAGCACACCGCAAAACAAUCCACCUGCCUCGGAAGGCAUGAUCUUCAACCCCGACUUCCACGGCUUUAACGAGCCUUUCCCCUUUUCCCCCAACUUCACACAUGCCUCCCUCCAAGCGAAUUCGCAAAUGGGUCAAUACGGUUCGCCUUCGAUGACGGCGCAAAUGCUACAACAGCAACAAAGUCUACCCAUGACAACAGGCGGCGACGUGAACAGCAUAAGUUCCAACAUCAAUGCAAUGGCCAUAAGCCAGUUUGACCAAACCAUCAACAAUGUCCCACAAGACCUAUGGAGGAUGCCCAUGACCCUUGAAUGGGACUGGGCCGAUAUGACUGGUGGCUACACUGGAUACGAGGAUGGCAUCAGCAUGAACGGUGUCCUACCCGACUUUUCAGAUUCGCAGCAUGGGACAAGCGAGUUUAACUCUGGUGCCAUGAAUGGCGGGCGCUGA
This is a messenger RNA of Plenodomus lingam JN3, 2727 nucleotides long. RefSeq lists its product as uncharacterized. Gene Ontology annotation, molecular function: DNA binding; DNA-binding transcription factor activity, RNA polymerase II-specific; zinc ion binding. The record is from RefSeq and is a predicted model, not a curated record. Gene Ontology annotation, biological process: DNA-templated transcription; regulation of DNA-templated transcription. NCBI's taxonomy places the organism in Eukaryota, Fungi, Ascomycota, Dothideomycetes, Pleosporales, Leptosphaeriaceae.